UCUGAAUCAUUGGCCUGGACCUGCUGUCCCAUCUGGGGGCUGGCAUUGAUGUACCCACAGCCAAGCCCACCUUGACACUCCCAGAAGAUGGUGGCUAGUAACAGAGCCAACGCACAUGGCGACAGAGCCUCUUGAAAGCUACUGUCUGUCCCCCAACUGUUCCAGCCCCCCUCCCCCAUGUGCACCCAGCCCCCCAACGCAGCACAUGGGUGACGGUGUGACGACCUGCUCCCUCCAAGGAGACAGUGCAGGCAGUUUAGAAGCUGUGGCAGUGAAGCAGUGGUUACAGCUGAGGACACUGUUAGAUGGACAUCUGGACAUCUUUACAGCCUGAGGCGAUGAGUGCAGACCAACUUGGAUCAUCCAUCAUCGACACCCAGCCCAUCCAUCUGCAACCUCCCCAGCUGGCAUUUGCUAAGAGUCAGGUGGCAGAACAGAAAAUCCAGUAAAUGGCAGCAGUGGGAAUCAUCCAUCCUUCUGACUGUCCGUGGGCUGUGCCGGAAGUUCUGGUCAAGAAGUAGGGUGGAUCAUAGCAUUUUUGUGUGGACAUGAAUUUAUCAAACAAAACUUGAUGGGGAAAAAUGUGUAUAUUUACAGAAACUCAUGAGCAGGCAUAUGCAGCAUUUCGGACAAAUCAGAAAAAAGGCAGUCCUCAGUGUAAAGCAAUGGAACUACAGGGGGCAGCCGCACGCUAUGCAUCUGAGGAGUGUGCGCGUGAAACACCGAAGAAGACGACGCGCCAGAUUCAAAAAUACGUUGGUUAUAGAUAAAGAAGGACCAUGUCGGAAAAUACUUUCCCAAUUUUUAAAAUUGAUGCUAUCGUGGCGUAUAUCCGGAGUGAUGUUUUGACCGGCCAGGAGGCAAAACACUUUACCAAAAGUGACAUAACUCCAAUACCAAAGCCAGACGUCAUCCGGACACUCUACAUGCGGAUUUUGCAGCUCUUAUAUCGCCUCGGACCUGAAUGUUAUUACGUGGUGCCGUUGGAUGAAAAUAUUCAGUUCCCCUUGUUACUGGAGAUGGCUACGCCUAUAAUGAGCCUUUAUGUGCGAAUGUGUCAAUUUCUACCAAUGUGUUUUGUGUACGACUUUCAGACAAAUGAUCUGCUCAGUCCAAAAGCAAAACGGACUAUUUACAUUUUGAGUGGCAUCUUAAAUUUUCUAAAAUUCAGAAACUUGAGGAUUGAGAUGACAGCGGAGUACCAGCAAACUUUCAGAGCAGACCUGGAUAAGCAGCAGGCCUACACCAAGGGAAUAAAAGAUGGUGAGAAGAUGACUGAGAAGCUAACGACGAUCCCCCCAGAGCAGCAGGCCGAGGCCAAGGAGCUGGCAGCAGCCCUGUCCGACCUCCAGAACGCCACCACCCACGCCUGCCAGGAAGCGAAUGCGAUCAACCAACAGGUUGCCGAAUGGAAAGCGGAGAUCGCAGAGAGGUCACAGAAACUGACCCAGAAGAAGGUGGAUGUGACCACGCUGAAGGAGACCAUCGGGAAACUGAAGGCCCAGAUCGUGGAGUCACCAGAGGAGCUUAAGAAUGAAAUGGAGAAAAUGAAAGAGAAAGUGAAGGCGAUCAAAAACUCAAAAGAAAAUGUUAACGCCAGGGUGGUGGAGUGGCAGAUCAAGGUGCAGGCAGAGACCCAGAGCAAGGCUGAGUUCCAGAACUUUAACAAACUGCUGCGGGACCUCGGGGUGGGCAUGGAUAAGAUGAACAGCCAGCAGGAAGAGAUCCAGGUGCUGGAAGCUCACUGCGAGGCCAUGGAGAAGGAGAUGAAGAACCUAGGUAAUGAAAAGGGUGAGCUGAAGUGGGCCCUCGAGAGGAAGAUGGACAAGCUGACCAAGCAGCAGAUCAGAAGGCAGAGGAAGAGGGAGAUGAAGGACCAGCACGUUCAGAACUUCAUGGGCGAAUGUCUCCAGGUAAAUCAGAAACGAGAGGAAAUCGUGGAUCAGAUACAGGACAUCAGCCGAGAGACACAGCACAUCAAGGCGACCAUCCAGGGCCUGAGAGAUGUGUGCCGCCUGGAUACAGACAAGGCCCAGGCCAUCUACGAUCGCCUGCUGUCUUCCCUGGACCAUUAUCACAAGAGGAUCGAAAGCCACGUCGUCCAGGGGAACGAAGACAUCAUGAAAAUGAAAGCACAUUACUAAGCAGCUUCUUUAUUUCCGCUUCUUGUAUUUAUCUCCUAUCUUCUGUACUCUUGCUUUAUCUGCAACACUGUUUGUGUUAGUACUCUUACUCUGUUUUAAUGUCUUGCAAACUGUCACUAACUGCUUAAAUCCCUUAUUUGGUUUUGAGUAGAUGCUCCACAAAAUUAUAUAAUUGUGCGAUAGUCAGUAAUACCAUUAUUUAAAUGCUUCAGUACAAUUUUGUUUAAUAAAUAUGGAAUAGACAGGAAAACCUAUGGUCCACUAACACCAAAUAACAUGACUAUUUGUACCGCAAACAUUUUAGCUGGUGUAGUGUAAUACAGGCCAGUUGUCGCAAACCAUGAUUACUCCAUGAUCUGCUUUGAAGUGUGUAGUAACUACAAACAUUUAUUAAGCCCCCCCCCCCCCCCCCCCCAGUUUUUACUGACUUGCUUAAAAUGUGCUUCUAAUGUAUUUCUACACAUGCCACAUGGUGGCAGCAAAGUCAAGUGAUGGCAUGUGUCAGUAGGAUAAAGACAUUAGCCAGUCCCUCCCCCCCCCACUUAGAAAAGGUGAUAAGAGUUAACUAAAAUGAAUUAUGUAAAAUAAGUCUAUGAAUCAAGAGUGACGUUUUGUUUUUCAGCUGGACUUGGGUUCAGUGUCCUAGGUAGUGACUAGUGUGCAAACAGAUUUUGUUGACUUCCUUUUCCUCUCUGCUUUCUGUAAGUCCCCAGGGCAAACCACUGCAGUGUUGGCACUUGUUUGUAUAAACAUCCUUGUGUUCUAUGGGGCUUGUGAUAGAUUGGGGUAUUUUUUUGAGCUGAGACCUGAAGUUAAAUAUUUAAAUAAUAAACAUUUCCAAGUAUAUAUCAACUAUUCCUGGAAAUCAGAAAACGGUAUUAGUCGUCUAAAUGGACUUUGUCCACAAUUGAGUAAUGAAACUAAGAUCUCAUUCUGUUUUGGAGUAUUACAACCAUUAUUUCCUGCUUGUCAUGCUGCAGUGGCAAUAGACGCUGAUUGUAUAUAUAUAAAGGAAAUGGUAUGGUUGCCACA
Molecule: messenger RNA, 3176 nt
Organism: Brienomyrus brachyistius
Lineage: Eukaryota; Metazoa; Chordata; Actinopteri; Osteoglossiformes; Mormyridae
Gene: nuf2
Product: UF2 component of NDC80 kinetochore complex
Exons: 15
Coding region: 780-2144 (454 amino acids)
Biological process (GO): attachment of mitotic spindle microtubules to kinetochore; mitotic spindle organization; meiotic chromosome segregation
Cellular component (GO): kinetochore; Ndc80 complex
Molecular function (GO): protein-containing complex binding
Source: RefSeq, a predicted model, not a curated record